AUGACACGUGCAACACGACAAAAAGAAAAGGAGGAGGAACAGGCCGGACGUCGCGCGACAAGGAGGCUGUCUCAACAGACUGAUAGGGAGGGUGGUGGCGGCUCUAAAGGUACUAAUGCAUCCGCCGCGCGUGGCAGAGUGGUGAAAAAAUUGGCGGGAAAAAAGGCCGCGUUUGGACAGGAGAAGUCCGGCAAGAAGGCGGAAGAGAAGGAGAAGACUGCUACUACUGCCACAUGGAGCGAGUCCGAGGCGGAGGCAUCCCAACACGGACUGACGCUUCUCCAGCCGACCGUGGUCGAAGUUUCUGCUGCCGUGGUGGAUAAGGCCAAGGCGGGGGAACACAGCAUCUCCGACGUAGGUGGCUCUCCUCCUUCUGGUGGACGUGGGAGGCGUAGGCAAAGGAAGAGCGAUGGGGAAGAAGAGUAUGACACCGCCGUGCCCGGGAACAUCAAUACGCGGUCGAAGAGGCGGCAGACAAGCCGCGGUGCUGACGACGCCGGUGGUGCGGAAGUUGGGACAACACGAGGCGCCAGGGAAGCAAGUGGCCAGGCGACGGGUCAUGCAUUGCGCAAGCAGGGCCGACCCGCAGCGAGGAGAACAUCCGGCGGAAUGAGGGGCAAGAAAUAUAAGGGGAAUGCGGGGGAUGAGGAGGAGGAGGCUGAGGAGGAGGAGGAUGCGGAGGAAGAGGAGGAUGAAGAGGAUGCGGAGGAGGAGGACGCGGAGGUUGGGGAGGAAGAAAAGGAUGAGAAUGAUGACGAGGAGGACGAAGAGGAGGAGGAGGAGGAGGAGGAGGAGGAGGAGGAGGAGGAGGAGGAGGAGGAGGAGGAGGAGGAGGAGGAGGACGAGGAGGGGGGCGACGAGGAUGAGGAGGAGGCGGAGGAGGAGGAGGAGGAGGAGGAGGAGGAUGAGGAGGAGGAGGAGGAGGAGGAGGAGGAGGAGGAGGAGGAGGAGGAGGAGGAGGAGGAGGAUGUGGCGGCAGCAUUGGGCCACCGGUAA
Messenger RNA from Closterium sp. Naga37s-1, 996 nucleotides. The record is from the annotation of a GenBank genome assembly. Lineage: Eukaryota; Viridiplantae; Streptophyta; Zygnematophyceae; Desmidiales; Closteriaceae.